This is a messenger RNA of Dacryopinax primogenitus, 2040 nucleotides long. RefSeq lists its product as uncharacterized. NCBI's taxonomy places the organism in Eukaryota, Fungi, Basidiomycota, Dacrymycetes, Dacrymycetales, Dacrymycetaceae. Gene Ontology annotation, molecular function: UDP-N-acetylglucosamine-lysosomal-enzyme N-acetylglucosaminephosphotransferase activity. Gene Ontology annotation, cellular component: Golgi apparatus. The transcript has 3 exons. The record is from RefSeq and is a predicted model, not a curated record. Gene Ontology annotation, biological process: N-glycan processing to lysosome; carbohydrate phosphorylation. The coding region runs from base 1 to 2040 and encodes 679 amino acids.
AUGCAUCCACUUCUCCGACGUCCCCUCCUUCACAUAUUUCUCCCCCUCUCCGCUCUCCUCUUCCUCCUAACAACUUCCUACCACCUCAGAACAGAUCGUCUCUCAGGAUUCAUAUCCCACCCCGCACAAACAGACCAGGGCCAGCCCGUCUGUCCUGAUCCAAGAAAUGACCAUCAACUCAUAUGGCCACCAGGACCAAACAGAGAUUCCCAGCGAUAUCUCCUCAUCGCCACUUUCUCUAUCGCCCCCACACCCCAUCUCCGUCCAGUCCCCGUCCUCCCCACACCAUGCCUCGACCCAUGGUUUGCACACGGCCUGCCUUGUCAUCUCCCUCUGCCACCGCUUACAGCAGAUCUAAUAUGGACAUGGGUCAACGGCACUGACCCCUUGCAACUCGAGGCUUCUCUCGCUGCUUCCCUCGCCUCGGGCGUAACACCCGCAAAGGGAAAGACGUCCGCUUCUUCAAAACAAUACCGAGAGAACGGCGAGCUGAGGUACAGUCUCCGCAGCGCAGUCGCCAACCUCGGCACAUGGAUUAACAAGGCCUACCUCCUCGUGGGCGACUACAACCUCACUUCAUGCGCUCAGCCAACAAUGCGAGAUGAGAACGGGACGACCCACAUCCUCCCAGUAGAACCGUCCCGUCUCGCCCAAUUGCCACAGUGGCUUAAGCCUGCCGAUGGAGCGACAUGGGCCGACGGAAAGCUGCGAUUGGAGGCCGUCGCGCAUUGGCAGACGGGCGUCCGCACCCAGGUCUUCAACAGCUUUGCGAUCGAAGGCGGCCUGGCCCAGCUCCCUGGGUUGGAAGAGUACUUUAUCUACCUGAACGACGACUAUUUCCUCCUCCGACCCCUGCCUCGCUCCGCAUUCUUCACCCCCUCCUACGGCCUCGUCUUCCGCUUCCAACCCGACCUGCUAGUACGAGGCAGCUCCACACCUCAUUCCUCUUCCACAGGCGAAUGGGCCGCACUGGAAUACAGCAACUACCUGCUCAACGCCCGCUUCGGCCCCCGUGAUAGGCCCUACGUCGUCCAUGUCGCCAAGGCAAUGUCGCGCCCCCUGGUGGAGGAACUCGAGCUGGCCUGGGAGACCGAGUUCCGGGAAACGAGAGAGCAUGUUUUUAGGAGCAAUAGAGAUGCCUACCUCGGAUUCCUCUUUCCGCAUUACACGAUCGAGCGGCACCGGGAAGCGCUGUUGUGGAGCUUUGUUGUUGCCCGGCUUGGGGGAAGGGGGGACGAGUGGGGCGAGGAGCAGAUGGAGGCUGCUUGGCGUAGGUUGGGCGGAGGCGAGGCAGAGGAGUAUUAUGCCGACUUGGACGUUUGGAGGUUGCCGAGGAGCACGCUGGAGCCGGCGAGGGUGCGCACGGUAGUGGGGGAGGACCUGAGGGGCACUGUGUACAAAUUUUCAUCACACGACGGUUACCCGUACACAGCACCAAUGUACGUCUCCAAAUCCUUCCCUUCCUUCCCCCUGCCCAACAGUCCCCCCGCGUUAACCAAAGCCUGCACAUUCGAGUUCGAGCUCUGCCUCGGGACGGAAGGUGAGUCAAGCACCCACGCAAGCGCCGUCUUCAAGCGCAUCGCGUUCGAGAUCCCACGGUGUGGGGACUGCCUUAUCACUGCCCUGGUGGGGCAGAGCGGUGAGCUCGGGCUGAGCGCCUUCCUCCCUCCGCCUGACGCGCAAGAGGAGCUGUCCCCGGAAGUUGUACCUGUUUUGCCCCUCUCCUCAAGCUGGGAAGAACCGUCCUUUGCCCUCUCCUCCGUGCUUCCCCCUCACACCAGCCUACGCGCCUUUGUCAUCUCUCUCCUCUCCCGGUACACGUACACCCUCGCCUCCACCCCAGUCAAGUUCGCCUCCCUCCGCACUCCUCUUUCCACUCGACAGGUACUGGCCCAGAUCGAUAAGGAGAACGACCUCGAGAUGGUUUGCUUAAACGAUGAUAUCACGACGCGAGAAGCGGAGGUGAGGACGUUGGCGGGAGAGUGGAUGGAGCGCCGAUGGGCGAGGAAAGCAGGCUGGGAAGAAGGCGGGUGGUGGUAG